Molecule: messenger RNA, 793 nt
Organism: Halteromyces radiatus
Lineage: Eukaryota; Fungi; Mucoromycota; Mucoromycetes; Mucorales; Cunninghamellaceae
Product: DUF2407 C-terminal domain-containing protein
Exons: 5
Coding region: 58-708 (216 amino acids)
Biological process (GO): protein processing
Cellular component (GO): Dsc E3 ubiquitin ligase complex; endoplasmic reticulum
Molecular function (GO): protein binding
Source: RefSeq, a predicted model, not a curated record
CUUUAUCUAUCCAUUUUUUUUUUUUUUUUUUUGCUUACAAUAUUAUUGAUAUCAUAUAUGACUUCUACCAUUGAUAAUAUACUUAUAUACAUACGUUGGACAGAAGGUUCUGAUCUUCCUUUACAUGUUGCUCCGUUUUCCGACACUCCUGCAAAUAUAAAAAACUCGAUAUAUCAAGUUAAUCCAAAUACAACAAAUAAGAAACUAAGGCUUAUAUAUAAUGGCAAGAUCUUGGAUAAUGAUUCAAAACCAUUAAAUGAAUAUGGACUUCAAAUAUCAGGUUCCUUCAUCCACUGUGUUGUUUCUGAUCAUGUACCUGUUAAUUGUUCAAAGUCUAUCAAAAGGAAAACUGAUAGUAUUCGAGGUUUUGAUCGAUUAUUAAACUCAGGUUUCAAUCAAGAGGAAAUCCGUAGUAUUCGAACACAGUUUCAUAGGAUGCAUCAAACACCUUAUGAUGGACAAGAACCUACAGAACAAUUAUUACAAUUUGAAGAACAAUGGAUGGAUCAGACAGGUGAAACAGUACCAGAAGGAACUAUUCAAGGUACUUACAAAGAAAUGAUGUGGGGAUUAAUGUUAGGUUUCUUCUUGGGUAUUCUUUGUGUCUUUUGGGUACGUGAAUCAGUAUUUACUCGGCGUCAUCAACUUGGAAUUCUUGCAGGCAUGUUCCUUAACGUCUCUUUUGGUUACAUGCAUGUUUAUCAUUGAACUCAAUUUCUUCCUCCUCUUUCAUUAUUAUUAUUAUUAUUAUUAUUAUAUUAUUAUUUAUUAUUUUAUCAAAAUUGUAUUCCCC